AUGGCCACCAACCCUCCGAAGCCCAUACGCCUGUGGAUUACUCCUCCUGGCCCCAACCCAUGGAAGGCCGUCUUCCUCUUCGAGGAACUCGGGCUGAACUACGACAUCAAAUCGUUCCGCUUUGAUGAUGUCAAGAAGAAACCCUUCAUCGAUGUCAACCCCAACGGUCGAGUGCCGGCAAUCGAGGACCCAAACACUGACCUCACAUUGUGGGAGUCAGGCGCUAUUUACCAAUACCUGAUCGAAGAGUACGAUACAGAAAAGCGCUUGACUUACACAACCACCAAAGAGAAGCACUUGUGCAACCAAUUCCUUCACUUUCAGAUGAGCGGCCAGGGUCCUUACUAUGGCCAGUGCGGUGUUUUUCAGCAUUUAUGGCCCGAGAAAAUUCCUUCUGUUAUUGAGCGCUAUGCCAAUGAAAUCAAGCGGGUACUUGGCGUGUUAGAGAUUGUAUUGUCUGCUAAGCCUGUUCAUGCGCAGUGGCUUGUAGGCAAUAAGAUGACGUUUGCUGAUAUGGCCUUUGUGCCAUGGAACUUUCGUUUGGAUGAAGUGUUGAACCAGUCAUGGGAUGAGGUUUUCGAAGGCGUUCCGCAUGUCCGAACUUGGCACGAGCGGAUGAUUGCUCUUCCAUCCUGGAAGCACGCAAUGGACAUUCGUGCACGUUUGAUGGAUGAGCAGGGUCUGCAGUGGAAUGGCGUGCCUAAGGGCAUCGAGACUUUCACGGAGUACGAGAAGAAGAUUGCUGCUGGGAAGGAUACAGCUGCAAAGCAGUGA
Molecule: messenger RNA, 774 nt
Organism: Cryphonectria parasitica EP155
Lineage: Eukaryota; Fungi; Ascomycota; Sordariomycetes; Diaporthales; Cryphonectriaceae
Exons: 3
Coding region: 1-774 (257 amino acids)
Source: RefSeq, a predicted model, not a curated record